AUGGUAUUCUUCAUAAUUUUUCUAGCUAUAGUCACCUAUCUGGUUUUCGGCACCGAAGCGUUUAAAGUUUCCUUUUAUAAGAACAUAAAUUAUGCUGAGGAAUUUGUCCGUGCAUGGAUUGGAGGAGAGGGACAAGGCUGCCGGCAGAAAUACGCCGGCCUAGCUAAGGGAGUUGUUAUUGAAUCUACCGGCCCGGUCGAUGAUUCUACCACCGUACAAUUUUAUAGCUCAGAGGACUGCGCCCCAGAAACUAAAAUUAGUCGAGCUGAUGCCGGUUGCCUCACUAUCGACCAAGACGUUAUUGGGGCAUAUAAGUCGUUCUAG
Molecule: messenger RNA, 324 nt
Organism: Cladophialophora psammophila CBS 110553
Lineage: Eukaryota; Fungi; Ascomycota; Eurotiomycetes; Chaetothyriales; Herpotrichiellaceae
Exons: 2
Coding region: 1-324 (107 amino acids)
Source: RefSeq, a predicted model, not a curated record